UUUUCCAAUUACUUUAGGGUCGCUAUUACGAUUUUUUGAGUUAUAAGACUGAAAAAAAUGUUAAAAUGAUCAAAAAAUAUUGCGUUGCUAAUUUAAUGUUAGGAAAAAAAAUAAUCGUUUAACAUCAACUAUUAAGUCAUUUUUGUUUAUUUACUUAUUUAAAAAAAAAUUCACUUAACAAAACACAGAAAGUGCAUCACAAGACCUUGAUCUUUGAAUAGCAAACAGGCUUUAUUGAACUUUACUCCGAUUUUCAUCUACUUGGAAUACAUUCAAACAUUUAAUCUUAUUUAACCCUUUUAUUUAUACGUAACCAUGUUCUUAAUUGCGGUCGUUGUUGUUUUAAUUUUGAUAUAUUUUUUUCUAAAACCGGGGAAAAACACAACAAAUAUUGAGGAUUUCCCUGAACCUCCAUCGGUGUUAUUUUUUGGUCAUGCACUUGACGUCAAAUCGACCACAGAAGUUCUUGACGUAACAAGCAAUUAUGUCAAAAAUUAUGGAAAAAUCGUGAAACUCAGAUUGGGGCCUUUCUUCAAAGCCCUUCUGGUAACGGAUUACAAACUAGUCGAGUUUUUUCUAAGCAGCAAUUCAAUUUUAACAAAAUCACUCAAUUAUGGAUUUGCAAGGUCGUGGCUCGGAAGUGGCUUAAUACUGGCCAAUGGAAUGCAUUGGAAGCAACACCGGAAAAUUCUCACACCUGCUUUUCAUUUCGAAAUUUUGAAAAAAUAUGUUGACAUUUUUGAGUCAGUUGGGAAGGUUUUAAUCGAGAAAUUGGAAACUCUAAAUGAAAAGGAAAGUGUGGAUUUGGACUUUUUGGUACCACUCUGCACCCUAGAUGUAAUUUGUGAGACCGCAAUGGGGACGCAAAUCAACGCCCAAAAGGGCGAAAAUUUGGAAUAUGUGCACAGUGUGAAGGAAAUGUGCCGAAUUAUAGUCGCUAGGUUUUUGUCACCUUUCAAAAUUUUCAAAUGGACUUAUUGGAUGACGAAUGAUUUUUACGUUGAGCGCAAAAUAGUAAACAUUUUGCACGCUUUUACCUCUAAAGUUAUCGAAAGGAGAAAAAUGGAGCGUAAUGUAGGGGGAAACAGCAAGAAAAUGUCGUUUUUAGAUUUGCUGUUGAAAUUUUCCGAAAGUGAAAAAUUGUCAGAUCGAGAUAUUUGUGAGGAAGUGGACACUUUUAUGUUUGCGGGUCAUGAUACUACAGCAGCCAGUGUUUGUUUCGCACUGUAUCUUUUGGCCAAUAAUCCGAAAGUUCAGGAGAAAGUUUUCAGUGAACAAAAAGAUUUGUUUGGGGACGAAAAAAACCCUCUUGUUACAUAUCAAGAAUUGCAAAAUAUGAAAUACUUGGAAUAUGUUAUCAAAGAAACACUCAGAUUGUAUCCUUCAGUACCGGUGAUUGGAAGAUACUUGAAAGAAGAUACAAAAUUUGGAAAUCGGGUGAUUUCUGCGAAAACAAACGUCGCGAUAUUUAUCUACGGUAUUCAUAGGAAUCCGGAAUAUUUUCCAGAUCCGGAAAAAUUCAACCCGGAGAGAUUUGAAAACAUGAAUAAUUUUCCUCCGUAUGCUUACAUACCGUUUAGUGCCGGACCCAGAAAUUGCAUUGGCCAAAAAUUCGCCAUGUUGGAAAUGAAAAGUCUCAUUUCUAAAGUCAUCCGCCAUUUUGAAUUAAAACCAGCCAAUCCGCACCACCAGUUGGUUUUAGCCGCUGAAACUGUCCUAAAAUCGGCCAAUGGAAUUAAAAUUGGGAUUAGAGCGCGAAAUUCAAAUUAAAAUGUGACGACAAUAUUGGAGUUUUAUUU
Molecule: messenger RNA, 1799 nt
Organism: Tribolium madens (black flour beetle)
Lineage: Eukaryota; Metazoa; Arthropoda; Insecta; Coleoptera; Tenebrionidae
Product: cytochrome P450 4C1-like
Exons: 7
Coding region: 316-1770 (484 amino acids)
Molecular function (GO): iron ion binding; oxidoreductase activity, acting on paired donors, with incorporation or reduction of molecular oxygen; monooxygenase activity
Source: RefSeq, a predicted model, not a curated record